AUGGCCGCAGUCGACUGCCUCCCAAUGGCCUCCCUCCACCACCCACAUCACCCAUACAACCAACCCACGCCUGCCCUCUCCCGCUCCUCAAGCAGAGCAAGCAGCGUCAGCAACGCCAGCAAUACAACCUCCAACAACCCAUACGCCAGAUACAUGUCCCCGGCACCCACAUACUCACAGCCUCGCUCAACGACUUCAAGCUCGCCGGCUCGUUCCGUCCCCUCCGUCUGGUGGACUGGUCCAGAGCACCACCCGGUCGAGCAGCCAAAGCGCCACCAACGCUCAACCUCGCUCAACAUCAAUACCAACACAACUAUCCCGCGCCGCAGCCGCUCGGGCCGCUACUCACGGAACUCCAUGUUUGUGAACCCCGACAUCAUUGACGAAUUGGACGAUAUCACAAUCUACUCUUACCACCACGAAGGUCCAUAUGACGCUGUCCGUCCCGAGCGCAAUCGCGGCCAACAUAGCCCGCUUGACGCUGUGCGCGAGUCGAACGAGGAGGCUCUCCGGGCUACGCCAAAAGAUAAGAUUAUGGAUUCGCUGCGCGGACACCGGCCGUUGGAUGGGACGGCGUUCUUCCCGCCUGGAACGACGGAUCCGAAUGGUCAGUCUUAUAUGUAUGAGGAGGGCUCGAACAUGAUGAAUGAGUAUGGGAAUUUCAUGCGACUUCCUGGGAAGAAAUUCACGGACGAGGACUUCAAGGAUGACCCGUUUUAUAAUCGGCCUCUCACCAAUCCGUUUAUGCAGUUGAAGAAGAAGCUCAGUUUGCGACGGAAGAAGAAUCGGAAGCACUCG
This is a messenger RNA of Penicillium verhagenii, 798 nucleotides long. RefSeq lists its product as uncharacterized. NCBI's taxonomy places the organism in Eukaryota, Fungi, Ascomycota, Eurotiomycetes, Eurotiales, Aspergillaceae. The record is from RefSeq and is a predicted model, not a curated record. The transcript is spliced from 2 exons. Gene Ontology annotation, cellular component: cytoplasm. The annotation marks the transcript as partial.